AUGGCAGGAGCGUCGGCGUCGCUGAUAUCGAAGACAAUUCUGCAGCCGUUCGACACCACGCGCACCAUCCUGCAAGCCUCCAAGAAGAUUCGUGGAAACUACAACAAUCUCUGGGCGUGUGCGACAGGAAUCGUAUGCACAAAGGGUCUUCCUGCUCUCUACACCGGACUGAUGGUGUCAAUUGCAGUUUCCGCCCCUUCCUCCGCCAUCUUCCUCACAGCCUAUGAGCAGGCCAAGCGGGCAGCUGAAGAUACCAUCAACGCGCUCACAGCUUUUCGUCCCUUAAAGCCAACAGAGGGAGGCAGCAGACAUAGAGUAGGCGGACAAUCACUGGCAGGGUGGAGUGUUGGUUCUGGGGAAUGGCAUGUUGAUGGUUGGUGGAAUGAGGAGAAUCGAGCACGGGUGCGAUCAGUGCUCCUGCCUGCAGCCCCAGCCCUGGCAGCAGUGGCUGGGAAUGUGGUGUCCAGCCUGGUGCGGGUGCCACCAGAGGUGGUGAAGCAGCGUGUGCAGGCAGGGCAGUUUGCCGGGCUCCUUGCUGCCGUCACCAGCAUGUGGAGGGCGGAAGGGCUGCCUGGGUUCUACACUGGAUAUUCCACCAUGGUAGGUGGGUGA
Closterium sp. Naga37s-1 is the source of this 612-nucleotide messenger RNA. The record is from the annotation of a GenBank genome assembly. Lineage: Eukaryota; Viridiplantae; Streptophyta; Zygnematophyceae; Desmidiales; Closteriaceae.